AUGCCAUUCCCAGCACUGAAUGCCUCCGACAUCCUCAGCCUAGAUCCUUCAGUUUCACAGUGGCCUUUCCCAAACUUGGACCCUUCAGAGAACAUCACUAUACCUGAUGAUACGGCUUUUACGGAUGGAUCACCGAGUUUGGUCGAGAAUGGGCAGUGGAAAGACCAUAGAACGCAUACGGAUCAUUCCAUUGAUAUGAGCUGGUUGCGCGAUGAAGAUCAACAAUCUUGUACUGAUCUAGAUAAGACACCUGUGCUUGCAGAGUCCUACAACACCAGAGCCCCUGAUCACCACUCAUCACUGACAAUACCACAACAACUGAGCAAUCUCCCAACAGCUCUUUCUGACUUCUUUAUACGAGAAGUCAUACCGCUUUACUGCGCAUGGGAUAGCCCAUCGAACCUGAUGCGAGUAGUAGCAGAAAGCUCAUGGCAAUCAUCGAAGGUUCUAUACCACACGAUGCAAAGCAUGUCAGCCGCUUGUCUAACAAGUGUCUUUCCCGAACUAUCCACCACUGCAAUUCAAGAACGCUUGAUAGCACUUCAAUGCCUAGACGAGGAUGACCCAAAUACUGCCGAGUAUAUCGAAGCAAGACUACUGGCAACGGUUCUGCUCUGCCACACUGCAAGCUGGCAUGAUCCUGGCAAUUUGGCCAAAGAGAGAUAUCAUUUGACUCAAAGACGAGUGCUAGAGUGGAGCUCGACUUCUGGGACGCAGUGUAAACCCAUGGUCAAAUUCUUCCAGACUGCGGUCGACUACUGGGGGAUGCUUCUGUCGUUCUUUACAGAUGUGUCGGGCAGCCCUGAAUCUGAUACUCUGAUCGGGCCCUCAGAACCAAGCAAUGAAUCCAUGCUGCACCCGUUUGUUGGAAUGGCGGGAGAGACAGUCAAGACACUUACUGACGUGGGAAAUCUCGUCUCCCAAUACCGUUCUCGAGCGUCGUCUAUCAGGUUCAUCACAGAAGACGACAUGAACUUCUUCAAGAGCAAGAUACGGGAGGCUCGAUGCCUAGAAAAAAGACUGCUUGCAUACACGCCUGCCGACACGUCCAAGAUCCAGGACACGGGUGAUCCAAGAACAACGCUAGCUCACUUGGCCAAGAUCGACGAAGCAUACCGAUGUGUUGGUCUGCUCCAAAUCUACCGUGUAUUUUCGGACCUUCUCGCUGAACGAUAUAACCCGUGGGAUGCAAAUCACAUUUACUCAGCCAGACCGCCGGCCAAGGUCCCAAGCAAAGCUGAGAAGGACUACUGGUUGACGAGUCUAGCACUGUACACCCUUGAGCUUCUUCGAGACAUCCCCUUUGAAUCGAGAAGCCGGUGUAUUCAGCCACUGAUUCUCGUUGCUAUCUCGAGCGAACUUCGUCGCAUGCCACAGGAUGUCACAUCGCUAGGCGCAGCGGAUGAAGAGUCACGGUGCAUGGGGCAGAGCAUUAUUGAACUUGCUCAAGCGCGGAACUUUGUGAAGAGCCGAUUGUCAGCAUAUGCUGAUGUCCUGCCUUUGAGAAAGGUGAGCAACAUACUUGAGUUGGUGACGAGUAUUUGGAGUGCUCUGGACGAAGGGGAGGUUGAUGUUUACUGGUUGGAUAUUUGCACUCGGAAACAGCUCAACACAUUGAUCGGGUGA
Molecule: messenger RNA, 1626 nt
Organism: Fusarium tjaetaba
Lineage: Eukaryota; Fungi; Ascomycota; Sordariomycetes; Hypocreales; Nectriaceae
Product: C6 zinc finger domain protein
Exons: 1
Coding region: 1-1626 (541 amino acids)
Biological process (GO): positive regulation of transcription by RNA polymerase II
Cellular component (GO): nucleus
Molecular function (GO): transcription cis-regulatory region binding; DNA-binding transcription factor activity
Source: RefSeq, a predicted model, not a curated record